CUCAGCCUGAGUGAGAAUUCUGCGCGCGGGGAAUACAGACAUUAAGCGCGGCACCAAGAAACACAACAGUGCAUGCUGUUAUUGUCUAUCGAAGGCUGUUAGUUUCUUUCUCGUAUUGUGAAGAGAUUUUUGUUCAUAGUGAUAAAAUGUGGAACCAAGGCUCAUACGGAGAGGCGAGCAUGGGUGGUGGAUACACUCAGUCACCAGGGGGCUUUGGCUCACCUGCUGCCUCCCAGGGGGGAGAGAAAAAAGGGCGGUCAAGGGCACAGCAGAUAGUCCCCUGCACAGUGUCACAACUCAUGUCAGCAGCCCAGGCUGAGGAUGUCUUCAGAGUAGGCGAGGUGGAGGUUGCACAAGUUACUAUUGUUGGAAUCAUUAGAAGCACAGAUAAAUCCAUGACUAACAUCCAGUACAAAGUCGAUGACAUGACAGCAGCCCCUAUGGAUGUGAAGCAGUGGGUAGAUACAGAGGAUCCGAGUGUGGACAGCUCAGUCAUUCCUCCGGACACAUACGUCAAGGUCUCUGGCAACCUGCGUUCUUUUCAGAAUAACAGGUCUUUGGUGGCAUUCAGCGUUCGGCCAAUGGAGGACAUGAAUGAGAUCACUUCUCAUAUGCUAGAGGUUGUUCAAGCUCAUAUGCUGCUCAGCAAACCACAGGCCAUGAUGGGGGUAGGAGGAGGCGUAAGCAGCAGCAUGGUGCCUAUGUCCCGCUCUGGCCCAGGUGGCACGGGCAUGAGUGGUGGCUACUCUGGGGCCAAUGCCAUGGCCAAUAAUGGAUUAAAUCCUAAUCAAAAUCAGGUGUUAUGUCUGAUAAAGAGCUGCCCAGAACCACAGGGGAUCAGCAUACAGGAGUUGAAGCAAAGACUAAGUGGCAUGAGCAUGACUAUAAUCAGGGACGUUGUGGACUUUCUCAGCAAUGAAGGACACAUUUUCUCCACUAUCGAUGAGGAUCACUUCAGAUCAACAGAUCAAGAGGCCUGAGGACCAUCUAUCAUCUUUAAGCACUGCAAAACUAGAUUAAACUAUGUUCAUCUAUUUUAGCACGUUAUAUGUACUGCUUCGGCAAAAGCAUGUUACAUAAUCAGUGCUAUAAAUAUUUUAAGAGCAGGAAAUUGUCAGCCUAAUGUGUGUCCAUAUUCAAGAUGAGAAGUUAUUCAUGCUGAUCUCAGAGUUUGUGAAGGGAAGUAUAAAAGUAGAAAAAAAAACUAUCUUUUGGUAUACAUUUUAAUAUUAAUGUACACGGUGUCCUUUAAAACAUUUAUAUUCCUAAAUAAAUGGUAAUAACUUGUAAAA
Messenger RNA from Clarias gariepinus (North African catfish), 1292 nucleotides. RefSeq names its product replication protein A2 (gene rpa2). Bases 147 to 980 code for a protein of 277 amino acids. The transcript is spliced from 9 exons. Gene Ontology annotation, molecular function: DNA binding. Gene Ontology annotation, cellular component: chromosome, telomeric region; DNA replication factor A complex; site of double-strand break. The record is from RefSeq and is a predicted model, not a curated record. Lineage: Eukaryota; Metazoa; Chordata; Actinopteri; Siluriformes; Clariidae. Gene Ontology annotation, biological process: DNA replication; nucleotide-excision repair; double-strand break repair via homologous recombination.